Labeo rohita (rohu) is the source of this 3831-nucleotide messenger RNA. RefSeq names its product RAB11a, member RAS oncogene family, like (gene rab11al). The record is from RefSeq and is a predicted model, not a curated record. Gene Ontology annotation, cellular component: transport vesicle; postsynaptic recycling endosome; axon. Gene Ontology annotation, biological process: melanosome transport; neurotransmitter receptor transport, endosome to postsynaptic membrane; exocytosis. Bases 361 to 1011 code for a protein of 216 amino acids. NCBI's taxonomy places the organism in Eukaryota, Metazoa, Chordata, Actinopteri, Cypriniformes, Cyprinidae. The transcript is spliced from 5 exons. Gene Ontology annotation, molecular function: GTPase activity; GTP binding.
AUGACGUAAGUGUUUGCCUUAAGAUGAGACAGCAGGGCGAAACUUGGUUGACGUAGCCCAGCAACAUCGUAUCAAAGUUGAUUAGCUGUAAUUUUGGGAUUUGUAUUUUCUUAACCGUUAGUUCAUAUAUAACCGUUGACGGAAGGAGAUAUAUUGUGUGUUUUUAUUUUUUGAUUCUAAGAGUCUUUAACGCGUGUAGUAAUGAAGCGCGUGUGAUCAACUGAUGCGUCUCAUAAACAAAGUUUACUUGACUUCGUAGUAAAUAUAGUCUAACAGCACCUUGUGCUUCUCCAGAAGAGCAUAACGUCUUUAUAUCUGAAAACACGGACUUGUUAUUAAGCCGGUAAGAAGAUUAAAGCCAUGACGGGUAGAGAGGACGAGUAUGACUAUCUCUUUAAAGUGGUUUUGAUUGGUGACUCGGGUGUGGGCAAGAGUAACCUGCUCUCUCGCUUCACUCGCAAUGAGUUCAACCUGGAGAGCAAGAGCACGAUUGGGGUGGAGUUUGCUACACGCAGUAUCCACGUGGAGGGCAAAACCGUCAAGGCCCAGAUCUGGGAUACGGCUGGGCAGGAGAGAUACAGGGCCAUCACAUCAGCGUAUUACAGAGGUGCCGUAGGAGCCCUGCUGGUGUAUGACAUUGCCAAGCAUCUGACCUAUGAGAACGCCGAGCGCUGGCUGAAGGAGCUGCAGGAUCAUGCUGACAGCAAUAUUGUCAUCAUGUUAGUAGGGAACAAAAGCGACCUGCGCCAUCUGAGGGCCGUUCCUAUGGAUGAAGCCAAAGCAUUUGCAGAGAAGCAUGGACUUUCUUUCCUGGAGACCUCAGCGCUGGACUCUUCUAAUGUUGAACUUGCCUUCCAGACCAUUCUUACAGAAAUCUACCGUAUCGUGUCCCAGAGGCAGAUGUCAGGGCGUGGCGAUGACGGCUUCUCCCCCAGCUCCAAAGUGGUUCCCAUUACCGUGCAGCCCACACAGAAUUCGGGCAAGCAGGGUGCCUGCUGUCAGAAUAACUGAGCUGCCACAGCGCCACCAUGGGACCCGGGGAAAAUCGUCAACUUUGAUGGGCUGGGCUGCAAGGUUGACCAUGACCGUUGUAUUCUCUGCGCGUGGUGUGCUUAACGUAUAUAACGGACUUGCUUAGUUAUGCCCAGAAUAAGUGAGUAAUAAACUGAAGAACAACAGAUGUUGAAAUUGAAUGGAUCAAGGAUUUUUUCUCAGAAAUGAGAGGCCAUGCUUCUUAUUUCAGACUAAUUAGAAAUGAGCAGUUAGCUGGGACGCUCAGACGUGGCUGCUCUUUUGAUUUUUAUCCCUGCACUUUUGCCACAGACAGUCUGCUUACAAACAAUUGGCUGAAGAAUGAGGAAAAAGUGCUUAGAAUGUCUAAUGCUUCUUUUAAGUAACUCUUGAAUGCUUUCUGAUCACAAUAGGGAUUCAGUUGUGAAAUCAAAAUGUUUUUGUUUCCUUUAGUGUGCCAGCGCAGAAGUAGUCUGACAUCUUUUCCAUGCAUCUCAACACCUGAGAAAUUCACACUGUGGUCAUCAUAGCCGCCCGUUCGCUCGGUUCUUCCACCUCUCGUGUAUUUAUUGAAUGCAAAUAUGAUCUUGUUAUUCUGUGGUGCUUUUUGUCAUGCUUUUAUCCAUCGCUAGAUUAUUGAUCGCAAUUUCUCAAGGGUUUCUCCUUCCAGUCAUGGCACUCAUUUGUACAAGCGCUGGGAGUGUUUUCUGUGGCUCAGAGUAAUGUUAAUAGGUUAAGUUAAUGGCUGUAUGUGCUGUAGUGUUUAAUAAGAGUGUACUAUAUUCAGAUUUAGGGUUGGGAAUCGUUGACUAGUUCUAAAAUCAUCAGAUUAUUUUUAUGACACUUGAUUUGGUUAACGGUUCUUGAAUUUAUGCAUUCUAAAUCUAUGCUAUUUUAUGCAUAAUAAAAUAUACAAUAUAGAACCGAGUUAAAGUUUGUGUUGUCUUGAUGAUCAAUACGUAUCUUAUUUACUCUUAGCUGUGCGUUAAAAUCAGCAAUACCUUUCAGGCAUGCUAUUUUUGUUUCCAAACAUUUAAGGCGAGACACUGCAGGUGAAUAAAAAAAAAAGAGCUAAUAGUUAUCACCAGUUAACACAGUUGAUUGAUUACAUUGAUAAUUGCAAACAUUUCUUGUAUUAGAAGUUUGUAAAAUGUUAAGUUAUAAUGUGCAAAUGAGACACUAUUUAAUGAAAUGCACUAAUUUGCAUACAUUUCUAGUACAAUAAAUCUAAACACUGGAAAAGGUCUAGAAUUUUUUUUGACAUAUUAGAGUCAAAAUACUUAGAACUGACAGAAAACAAUAUCUUUCACAAUGAUUGGCGGAAUAAAAUGUAUAUAAUCAAGCAAAUUAUAUAUAAACAAAUCCCUCUGUAAAAAUGUUCAGGAUAUAGACAGAGAUGAAAAUGUAAAGUCUGAUGUGUGUAAGCGGCUCGGUGUAGGAGAAAAAAACUAAUUUUGAGAAUACAGCCUUUAAAAAUAUGUAUUGUGAUUGAAAUCUAUUGGCACACAUAGUUAAAGUGCUAUAAAGGAAACACUUAACAGUGUCUUUUGGAUGUUUUCUUUCCACUUGUCUGAAAAAACACUUUAUGAAAAACCAAAAAGCCCAAAAUCUCUGACUUGACGUGCAUGAAAAAACUGUUUUUGCCUGCAGUGUUUCCCCUUUAAAGUAUGAAAAUACACCAUUAUUAAUGUGUACAAAUACAGCAUUAUUAUUAAUUGUUUACCUUAAAAUGACUAAAAAUGAAUUAAGGUGCCAGAAUCAUAAAGAAAUAGUUCAUCCAGUCAUCAUAUUAUCAUAGAAUUCAUUCAAAUUGUGGCUUAAUUUUUGUUUUUGUUUGAACUGUUCCUUUAAAUCCCCACGAUUCCCAUCCCUACUGCGGGUCAGAUGUUUUUUCUGCUUUAUGACUUUAUGAUGUUGGGAAUUUGCAUGAUUAGUUUUGCUUUUGCUGGUUUCUGGGUGUCGACUAAUAGCUUUUUUCUGCUUGGAAAAUGAGCGGCAGGUGGGAUGCAGUUCUCGAAGAGGAGCUUCUGUGAUUGGGUACAUUGACCAUAUUAUAUUGCAAGGCAGGGGAACUGAUGGCUUGUGAUGUACUGCUGAGGUUUUCUUACUGGAAGCGAAUUCCUCGCUGGCCACCCUUGUUAUCUCUACAUGUAACCCGAAGAGCAGCAGGUCUCUUGAGAUCUCACUCACUGUCCUGGCUUUUCUGUCUUUUGGUGUGGUUUUAUCUGCGCAUAUGUGUGCGGCGGCGCUCAAAUCCUCAGGACGGGACCUUUUGUGUGCAGUCUUGUCGUUUGUUUAAAGACACGAGGUGCUUCCCUAAAUGCCUUGCCUGUAAGAUUUAUGCUAAUGCCAUCAAUCUGUUAUGCUGAAUAUCAGCCGUUUAACUGGAGUCGUUGAUAAUUACUGCUUUGGGAAGAUUCUGUCAUUGUGCCUGUUCUUUUCCCAGUGGGACUCCUGAACAAAGGCUGUGAAUACUGCAAAUACGUUUGUGUGUUUUCAGUGAGCAUGGAUGUUGGGGUUUUUUUUUUUUAAAACUUGGGUGUAUAGAUUUCACAUAGGGUGAAAGUUAAAAACUUGUGUAUUUGAAAGGGUUCCCACGUCUUUUGUCCAGUGACUUCCACAUGACCUUUCCAGUCAUUCCUGAAUAGCGGAUAAGGAAAUUCAUCGUAUAGAGAUUGCACUCACAAGAGCAAUUUCUAGUUGAUGAAAUAUUUAUGAGCUUUUUGAGAUGUUAUUAAUUUCUGUGACUUUUCCAGGCGAUUCUUAAAAUUCCCUGAUACUUCCUUGACCGUGGGAACCCGUGAGCUAAUUUUUGGUGAU